Molecule: messenger RNA, 1569 nt
Organism: Acanthisitta chloris (rifleman)
Lineage: Eukaryota; Metazoa; Chordata; Aves; Passeriformes; Acanthisittidae
Gene: IDS
Product: iduronate 2-sulfatase
Exons: 8
Coding region: 2-1558 (518 amino acids)
Molecular function (GO): iduronate-2-sulfatase activity
Source: RefSeq, a predicted model, not a curated record
CAUGAAUGUCCUGUUCAUAGUUGUGGAUGAUCUGCGUCCUGUUUUGGGCUGUUAUGGAGAUAAGCUUGUGAAAUCUCCCAACAUUGAUCAACUUGCUUCUCAAAGUGUUGUGUUCAGCAAUGCGUAUGCCCAGCAAGCCCUGUGUGCUCCCAGUAGAGUGUCGUUUCUCACCAGCCGCAGACCUGACACCACUCGGCUGUACGAUUUCUACUCCUACUGGAGAGUGCAUGCAGGGAAUUAUUCCACAAUGCCCCAGUAUUUCAAGGAAAAUGGCUACGUGACCCUGUCUGUGGGGAAAGUUUUUCAUCCUGGGGUUUCAUCCAAUUACAGUGAUGACUAUCCAUACAGUUGGUCCAUUCCACCCUUUCAUCCUUCAACCGAAAAGUAUGAAAAUGAUAAGACUUGCAGGGGAAAAGAUGGAAAACUUUAUGCAAACUUGGUAUGCCCUGUGGAUGUGGCAGAAAUGCCCAGAGGUACUCUGCCUGAUAUUCAGAGUACUGAAGAGGCCAUACGCUUACUGAACGUUAUGAAAACCAAUAAGCAAAAAUUGUUUCUGGCUGUUGGUUACCACAAGCCACAUGUCCCACUGAGGUACCCACAGGAAUUUCUCAAGUUGUACCCCUUGGAAAACAUCACAUUAGCUCCAGAUCCCUGGGUGCCUGAGAAACUACCUUCUGUGGCAUACAACCCCUGGACGGAUAUCAGACAGAGGGAUGAUGUGAAAGCAUUAAAUGUUAGUUUCCCUUAUGGACCUCUUCCAGAUGACUUCCAGCGGCAGAUUCGUCAGAGUUACUAUGCAGCAGUGUCUUACAUGGAUGUGCAAGUUGGCCUGCUCCUGAAUGCUUUGGAUAAUGUAGGACUCUCAAACAACACAAUAGUAGUUUUUACUGCUGAUCAUGGGUGGUCCCUUGGAGAACAUGGUGAAUGGGCAAAAUACAGCAAUUUUGAUGUUGCUACCCGUGUGCCACUGAUGUUUUAUGUACCAGGAAUGACAACUUCCUCUGUCAGUCAAGGAGCAAGGGUCUUCCCCUACCUUGACCCUUUUAGCCACGUUGUAGGUUCGGUACCUCAAGGGCAAAGCAAAAAAGUGGUGGAGCUGGUGUCUCUGUUUCCCACACUUGCAGAACUUGCUGGCCUGCAGGUUCCUCCUGCAUGCCCAAAGGUGUCGUUCCAUGUUGCACUGUGCACUGAGGGGACAAGCAUUGUCCGCUAUUUUAAUGCCUCUGAAGAGGAGGAGGGGUGUGAUGAUGCUGACAGGUGUUUUAAUGAAGAGCUUGUUGCUUUCACCCAAUAUCCUCGGCCUGCAGACACUCCCCAGUGGAACUCUGACAAGCCAAGGCUGAAAGACAUCAGAAUCAUGGGCUAUUCUAUGCGUACCAUUGACUACAGGUAUACUGUAUGGGUUCAGUUUAAUCCUAACAACUUCAGUGCUAACUUUGAGGAUGUCCAUGCAGGAGAGCUGUACAUGGUGGAAACUGACCCAAACCAGGAUUAUAACAUGUAUAACAAUACCUCGCAUGGUUUGUUAAAAAAAAUUCUUGGCUUUCUCAAGCACUAGAGUUCAGAAAC